AUGAAGUUGGGCCGAGCUGCUGGGCUCCUCUUUCUCCUCCAAAGUGCCGUGGCAGUGACGGACCCCACUCCAACCGGGGCCAGAAAUGAGCCGUAUACCAACGUCACCGGCAUUGUGGACGACCACGGACUGUGCCAGUGCUCAGUACACCUGCCAGACAACACGUUUCCUGUGCAGAAGGUGGAGAGGCUAGAAAUUUUAAUCCAAACACUCUCCAUAAGGUUCGACCAGGAGCUCUCCAAAGUCACCCAGUAUACCAAAACCAUUGAAAUCUAUGAACAAAAGAUCCGGAACGUAACUUAUAAGGUCGAGGCCAUGGAGAAGACCAGCGUUUCUUACACUGAGCUAGACUUUCAGUUGGUGAAACUGGAAAUUGCUGAAAUGGAAAAACUGGUCACUCAGCUGAAGAGCACGCUAACUGGGAGCAAUAUAGUUGUCGAGCAGCUGUACGAAGAGAUCAGGAACCUGAGCCUCAUGGUGACUGAGCUGGAAUCCCUGGAUAAGAAUAACAUCCUGGCAAUCCGCCGAGAAGUUGUGACUCUCCGGAAUAAACUGAGGGAUUGCGAAAGGGACCGAAACUAUACCAGCAGCAGUGGCGGCAGCAGCAUUCCCCACUUCCCACCUGGAACCUGCAAUCACGGUGGAAUCCUAAACAUCAGCCAGCCUUAUGUGAUUCAGCUGAACUGGAGAGGAUUUGCCUACAAAUAUGGUGCCUGGGGAAGGGAUUACUCUCCCCUUACUCCUGAGAAAGAUCUCUUCUGGGUUGCGCCACUGAAUCCUGAUGGGAGAUACUUGGAAUAUUAUAGACUUCACCGUUCCUAUGAUGAUUUGCUGCUCUACAAAAAUGCAAAGGAGUCUCGAAUUCAGUACGGUGAAGGCAGCGGUACCACUGUCUACAGAAAUUACAUGUAUUUUAAUGCGCAUGGCUCCAGAGAUAUGAGCAAGUUGGAUUUAAACACAAACACUGUAGUGCUGAGAAAAACACUUCCGGACGCUGCCCAUAACAAUCGCUUCUCCUACGCGGGUGUAUCCUGGCAAGAUAUGGAUUUUGCGGUGGAUGAGAACGGUUUGUGGGUGAUCUACUCAACGGAAGCCAGCAUUGGUAACAUUGUGAUCAGCAGACUCAAUGAGACAACGCUGGAAGUGCUCGAUACAUGGCAAACAAAGCAGUACAAGCCCUCUGUAUCGAAUGCUUUCAUCGUAUGUGGGGUCCUGUACGCCGUAAGGCCGCUCAAUACAAGGAAAGAGGAAAUAUUUUACACUUACGACACCAACACAGGAAAAGAAGGCAGAAUAAGCAUCACUAUCGAUAAAGUGAUGGAAACAAUUCAGAGCAUCAACUACAGUCCCGGCGAUCAGAAACUGUAUGUCUACAAUGACGCCUACCUUCUGUUGUAUAAUCUAUUUUUCCAGCCUUUCCCACUGUUGUAAUUUUCUAUGGAGGUUUUUAAAAAAUGCCAGUCUUCAGGGAGGAGCAUGGCUGAGAAAGCAGAGAAAUUACAUUUCUACAUUUGGGGGGAAUAUGAUUUAUUAUUGAUUAAUGGGUGCACAAUCAAUCCCUGGAAAUAAUUUUUAAUGGUCCUACCAAGGCUUUUAAAGUCCCAUUGAUUUGUGGGAAUUAAGCCAAACCCUUCUGGUAAAGUCAGCGUAUUGCAAAUGUGCUUGUAUUUGGCCCGGUGAGACAGAGACCAGGGGCUUUAUUGCAGGGGUCCGUAACAUGGACAUUUCCCCUGGCACCCGCCAAAUGCUUUUAGAAAGUGGGCGGGGCCAGGUGGGGCUCUUGCCCAGCAAG
Gekko japonicus is the source of this 1792-nucleotide messenger RNA. It is a transcript of the gene OLFM4, whose product is annotated as olfactomedin 4. NCBI's taxonomy places the organism in Eukaryota, Metazoa, Chordata, Lepidosauria, Squamata, Gekkonidae. The coding region runs from base 1 to 1431 and encodes 476 amino acids. The record is from RefSeq and is a predicted model, not a curated record. Gene Ontology annotation, biological process: signal transduction. The transcript is spliced from 5 exons.